Molecule: messenger RNA, 339 nt
Organism: Meira miltonrushii
Lineage: Eukaryota; Fungi; Basidiomycota; Exobasidiomycetes; Exobasidiales; Brachybasidiaceae
Exons: 1
Coding region: 1-339 (112 amino acids)
Source: RefSeq, a predicted model, not a curated record
AUGGCCAUCAAGAAAGGCGGAAGCACAAGUCAUGCAAUCAGCGGAGGUCAAAAGCGUUUAGAGCGUAAAGAGAUCCCGUCAACAUCAUUAGGACCUCGUGAACCAAACGAAGAAAAAGCUUCUUCUUUGUCAAUCUCUGCUUUGGCUGCUUUACGUCAACAAAAAGGUAAUGCUAAACAAUCAUCAUCCAAUUCACGAAAACGAGGUCAUGCAAGAAAAGCAGAAAAUCGUGCAAAGCUAGAACGUGCUGUGGGAAAUGCCGAUAGAUUACAAAUGAAAGCUUCUAAACGUUCAGCACGGGAUGAGAAACGCAAACGGGCAAAAGAAGUUUUACAGUGA